Ostertagia ostertagi is the source of this 456-nucleotide messenger RNA. The record is from the annotation of a GenBank genome assembly. NCBI's taxonomy places the organism in Eukaryota, Metazoa, Nematoda, Chromadorea, Rhabditida, Trichostrongylidae.
AUGAUCGACACGUCUGAGCUGCUGCUCUCCCUGGAUCACGUGAAGUAUAGGAAGUCUGGGGAUGGACGAUCACCAAUUGGACGGGAACAUGUGGAAUGGAGAGAUAAUGCUGGACCGGAAAUCCUUUACGUGAAAUUCAUGCAAAUCAAAGGUCAGCGUGUUUCUCCGCCUAACAAGUCGAAGGUUCAGUUGCAGUUGGUGCUUCAAAAUGAUGACCAAGCAACGUUCGUGUUCUUGAAUCCUGCGCUUGACAAAGAGGCCUGGAUCCAAAGAAAAGGAGAUAUCUCAAGGAACGCUUCAACGGCUUUGAUUGCCACCGUGCAACGGGUUAAUCAGUUAGCUGCAACCAAUGAGCACGAUAUCAAGCAGACCGAACUUCGGGAGAAACAACGAAUUCUCGGAGAGAAUAAACAGCUCGAUCAAUUGUAUAAUCACACCUCGUGGCUUCCAAAUUGA